This is a messenger RNA of Plasmodium adleri (nom. inval.), 822 nucleotides long. RefSeq names its product U6 snRNA phosphodiesterase, putative. The record is from RefSeq and is a predicted model, not a curated record. The transcript has 3 exons. Bases 1 to 822 code for a protein of 273 amino acids. Lineage: Eukaryota; Apicomplexa; Aconoidasida; Haemosporida; Plasmodiidae. Gene Ontology annotation, biological process: U6 snRNA 3'-end processing. Gene Ontology annotation, cellular component: nucleus. Gene Ontology annotation, molecular function: 3'-5'-RNA exonuclease activity.
AUGUCUAAUCAAGGAGAUUUUAAUACUUAUAUAUAUAUUCCAGUAAAAUGUAAUGAGAGUGUCAAGAAAAGGUGCGAAUUAUGUUUUAACGUAUUGUUUAAAUUGAUAGAAAAGCAACACGAGGAAUGCUAUAAAAAGUCAAAAGAAAAGAAUUUAUUAUGUAAUAAUGAUAUAAAUAAAGGGGAAAUACACAAACAUAUAUAUUAUCAACUAGAUAAAUUAAAUGAACAUAUUGAAGAAAAUAAUAUUGAAAAAGAUUUUAAAGAACCUUUGCAUAUUACUAUAUCAGGUUCGCUUAAUUUGAAAAGAUAUAUGAUUCCUUCAUUUAUUAAUAAAAUAAAAGAAGAAUUUAAAAAUCAAAACAGCUUUUAUUUGUUUUUUCGAAAUAAAGUAGACCUGUAUAAAAGUCAAAAGUACACAAAAUACUUUUGUUCUUAUACCGUUAAAGAAGAUCAAAAAGAAUUAUAUUUAAAUACAUUAAGAGAAAAAAUAAAUAAAAUAUUAAAUGAAUUUGAUCUUAAGGAUACACAUUUAAAUAGGAUAUAUCAUUUAUCAUUAGCUUAUACUAAUAUAAAUUUGGAUGUACUCUUAGAAAAAAAGAAUAAAUGUAAUGAAGAAGAAACUUCUUACUGGCCGAAUAUAAAUGAAUUAAUAUUAAACAACGAUAUUAAAGAAAACAUCUUGGAUGACUUAUAUAUAUAUGUUAAUUGUAUUCACAUACGUAUUGGAUAUAAAUUAUAUAAAAUUCCAUUCAAAUCUUUUGAUGAUAAUUUGAAUGUAUCAGAUUCAUAUGAUUCAUAUAUAAGUAGCACAGAUGAAUAA